GAUAGGGACACGAGAGAGAGAGAGAGAGAGAGAGAGAGAGAGAGAGAGAGAGCACUUUAUUACCUUUUUUAUGAUGCACGCAUCCAUGGCAGAACAGAGAAGGGUACAGAAUUCUGCUACGACACAAGGGUAGAAGAAGAACAAGAAGAAGAAGAACAAGGGAAAGAGAAAGAUAAAGAUAAAGAGAAGAGAAGAAAGUAAGUCCGGAGAGGUAAGAUGGAGUUGGAAUGGAGUUUUCUGGGCAGAGGAUUAGAGUAGAUAACAUGGAAGAGCUUAAGAGAGGGAGAACAAGGGUGGUUGAAAGGAGCUAGUUUCCUUUUUCUGGUCUCUGUUGAAAUGGGUCUCUCUUCUCUUUGAGCAAGAGAGAGACUGGGUCAUUCAUGGCAUGCAAAGGGCGACGUUGGGUCUAAAAUCAUCAGGGAUGCCCUUUCAGUUGCAGGGUACUAAGGGGGCACUUGAACUAGCUGGUUUGGCUUCGAUUUGUGCCCAAGAUAACUGGAAAGCAAAGCUCCACCACCAUCAACAAGAAGUCAAUAGCUUUUCAAGCAGCAACAACACCGAACCAACCUCUGUUCUUCAUAUGAGAAGAAGCCCGAGUCCACCCACAUCGGCUUCCACUCUCUCCUCCUCCUUCAACGGUGCAUCCGCCGCCGGAAAUUCCGCUGACAACACCAUCGCUACUCCUACAACGGCCGCCGCCUCCCACAUCGACAAGAAAGAAGAAUGGGCAAACGAGCUGCAACCCAUCCCCAGCGGCCUAGAAAUCGUCGCCGGGACUGAAAGAUGCGGCCUCGGAAUGGAAGACUGGGAGACCAUGUGGCCGGAAUCCGCCGCAUCCCCGAGCCAAGAACAUUCCCUUCUUAGAUGGAUCGCCGGAGAUAUCGACGACGGCUCUUUUGGGCUAAAACAGCUUCUGCAGAGUGGGAGUACUAAUAAUGGUAACAACAAUACUUGUCUGGAUUUUGACGGCAAUGCUGGGUUGGGGAUUGUUGAUCAAGGCCCUGGGUUGGAGCCAAUCAAUAAUCUGAUUGCGAACGCCGGACCUAGUUUGGGUGCUUUUCCUGGUUCUGGCUUUAACGGGAAUGGGAAGAUUGGUUCAAUUACAACUCCGCAGCCACCGCCAGCAGCAACAAGCGGAGCUUCUUCGGGUGUGGGUGUUAAUGCCAAUCACAAGGUUGGUAGUGCUACCGCCGCCGCAAACUUUAAUAUACAAAGCCCGGUUUUCAAUUCUCCGGCGAACAAUCUUGGUCUGCCAGUUUCUUUGCCUCCUUGUUUGAUUUAUCAGUCCCAGCAACAGCAGUUUGUUGAAGCUCCGGAGGAAAAGCCACAGAUUCUCAACCCCCAGGUGUUGAUGAGUCAACACCAUCAGCAGACUCAAAAUCCAAACUUUAUCUUGCCAUUCUCUUAUGGGCAGCAAGAACAGCACCUCCUUCAUCCCCAACUCAAGCGCCAUAACUCUGGUGGGUUAGACAGCUCUUCUCAUCAGAUCCCCAAGCUCCCAUUCUCUGAUCCUGGGCACGAGUUGUUGUUAAGAAAGCAGCAGCAGCAGCAUGUGGGUAUGGGGAUGGGUCUGGGGUUUUCUCCUCAAGGUAUGCAGUUUUUUCCACAGCAUGUUCAUCAGCAGAAGCCAUUGAUGGUGGCAAAGCAGAAGAUGUUGGGGCCUGGGGAGGAAAUGACUCAAAAUCAACACCACCACCAGUUGCAGCAGCAGCAACAUGCUUUGCUCGACCAGCUCUAUAAGGCAGCAGAGCUGGUAGGGACUGGGAAUUUCUCACACGCGCAAGGGAUAUUGGCGCGGCUCAAUCACCAGCUGUCUCCUGUAGGUAAGCCCCUCCAAAGGGCUGCUUUCUACUUCAAGGAGGCUCUGCAAUUGCUCCUCCUCAUGAACAACCCAGUCACCUCCCCUCCGCCCAGGAGCCCCACCCCAUUUGAUGUUAUCUUCAAAAUGGGUGCUUACAAAGUCUUCUCUGAUGUAUCUCCGCUUAUUCAGUUUGUCAAUUUUACUUGCAAUCAGGCUCUCCUUGAAGCACUUGAAGAUGCUGAUCGAAUUCACAUUGUUGAUUUUGAUAUUGGCUUUGGUGCUCAAUGGGCUUCCUUUAUGCAGGAGCUUCCAAUAAGGAGUAGAGGCUCUCCCUUAUUGAGAAUCACUGCCUUUGCUUCUCCUUCAACGCACCAUCCAGUUGAGCUUGCUCUUAUGCGUGAUAAUCUAACUCAAUUUGCUAACGAGAUUGGUGUCAGCUUUGAGCUUGAAGUGAUUAACAUCGAUUCUUUAGAACAAACGUCGUACUCUCUGCCCAUUUUCCGGUCAAAUGAGAGUGAAGCAUUUGCUGUGAAUUUUCCCAUUUGGUCUUCUUCCAAUCAACCCUCCGCAUUACCUUCCCUCCUCCGCUUUGUGAAGCAGCUUUCACCAAAGAUUUUGGUGUCUUUGGAUCGAGGGUGUGAUAGGAAUGACCUCCCUUUCCCACAGCACAUUAUUCACGCCCUUCAUUCGUAUAUAAGCCUAUUUGAGUCAUUGGAUGCUUUGAAUGUUACUUCUGAUGCUGUGAACAAGAUUGAGAGGUUCCUUCUCCAGCCCAGGAUUGAAAAUACUGUGCUGGGCCGUCUUCGUGCCCCUGAAAAAAUGCCUGUUUGGAAGACCUUGUUUGCCUCGGCUGGCUUCACUCCAGUAACAUUCAGUAACUUUGCCGAAACUCAGGCAGAAUGUGUGGUGAAGAGAAGUCAAGUUAGGGGGUUUCAUAUAGAGAAGCGUCAUGCCUCACUUGCGCUAUGUUGGCAGCGAAGGGAGCUGAUCUCAGCUUCAGCCUGGAGAUGCUGAGAGCCCACAAUUUGACAAGCAGGGAGGUUGGUUUUUGACAAGCAACUCACAACCAAUUGAGAGAGGUUCGAAACUGCUCUGCUUUGAUGUCAUGUCAAUAAAUAUUGUAGUGUGUUACUGUUGAUGGCACCUCUUUUACUACUGAAUCCUUGUGCAUCUUCUCACUUGUGAGUCUCCGCUGCUUGUUUAUCUAGUCUAGAUGAGUAAUAUUGCCAGGAGAAGAACACAUCUAACUGGAAAGUCUACUAGAGUCUUAUUUGUUUUGGACAUGGAUAUGGUUAUUAUGAUAUUUUGAUGUUCUUUUUAAUCGUGAGGGCAUUUUCUUCUGGUUAAGCUCAUGGUCUAUUUGUUGUAUACUUGACAACAAAUGUGAAGUCAAAAUAGAAAUGGAACUCGCCAGCACUUUAAUUC
This is a messenger RNA of Carica papaya (papaya), 3226 nucleotides long. Its product is annotated as scarecrow-like protein 22. The record is from RefSeq and is a predicted model, not a curated record. Lineage: Eukaryota; Viridiplantae; Streptophyta; Magnoliopsida; Brassicales; Caricaceae.